Molecule: messenger RNA, 2240 nt
Organism: Zingiber officinale
Lineage: Eukaryota; Viridiplantae; Streptophyta; Magnoliopsida; Zingiberales; Zingiberaceae
Exons: 4
Coding region: 345-1391 (348 amino acids)
Source: RefSeq, a predicted model, not a curated record
UCGGCGGUGUAUCCAAAGCGUACGGUUAUUGGUCCUCUCUCCUCACCUCCGCGUGCCGGAGCGGCUCGCCAUUCCAUCGCUGCCUCCUCCUCCUCCUCAAAUGCCGUGGAUCUAGACUUCGUAGCACUCGUCAAUCUCAACCUCUGCGAUCUCGCCGCCGAUCCUGCUGUCGCUGGCGACCACCGCCUCAUCUUGCUGCUGUCGCUGUCUGUUUUUUUUUUUUUUGAAUAUUCUCUUUAGAAGUUUUUUUAGUGUUUUCCGGGAGAAAAGAAGGGAUCUUGUUGGGUUGUAGUUUCGGAAGCUAUUUUCUUUUGACGAUCUUCCGUCUUCUUGAGGGGGAUUCAAUGGAAUUCCUUAAAGCGAGAAGAUUUUCCAUUCCUCGCUUUGGUAAGCUCACGGGGAGAGAAGAUCCGGAUCACGAGUGUGAUCGGUCGUCGGAGUCAAAAGAAGAGACGUUGGACGCAAUGCCGAAGCUUACCUCUGCCGCUGGUCCUGCUUGGGACGGGGACGAGGGUGAGGACGACGAUGAUUUCAUCACGAAUGAGGUGAAGCGGCGGCUGGAGCAGCUGAGGAAGAACAGCUUCUUGGUUCUUAUACCGGAAGAAGAGUGCCCGGAGGAAGAGGAAGAAGAGGAGGAGAGUAGCUCGAGUGGGUGGAGGGAGUCGGACAUGGGUGAUGCUUAUCCAAACUAUGGGUUUGAUAAAAUGCACGAUGAGUACACUCAAAGGAUGCUGUUCUUCGACAAAUGCAUCACCGAACAUCUCAAAGAAGCUGAAUCUUUGGGCAUGCCAAACCAGUCUCGAAGACCUACGUCAAAGGAAAUAGCUUUGGGCCUCCGCAACAUCUCCUUAAAGAGGCAAGAUGAACAUAGAAAGGAAUGUGAGUACCUGCAGCAACUGGAUCAAGACGAUCCGUGCCAAAAUUUAGAAGCUGCCUAUGUUGCUCAAGUCUCUUUAAGUUGGGAAGCACUUCAUUGUCAGUACUUGCAACUCAACCAGAGGAUAUUGAUGCAGUCUGAGCAUUUUGGCUCCUAUGGCUAUGCAGCACAAGCAUUUCAGCAGUUCCAGGUAUUAUUGCAGAGAUUUGUUGAGAAUGAGCCUUUCGACCAAGGAUCCAGGGUGGAUAUUUAUGCCAACUCUCGGAGUCUGCAAUCUAAGUUUCUUCAAGUCCCAAAUUUCCUAGGUUUGGAAAAGAAAGAAAAUGUGGAUGAUUAUUUGGAUGAGCCAGUUCUGGCUACCGAACUCAUUAAGAUAAUUGGGGAUUCAAUCUUAACAUUCCUCCACUUCCUGAAUAUAGACAAGAAAAAAACUAGUAGUUUCUUUUGGGCUCAUAGCCCUCGAGGCUCCCUUCAACAAGUUCGAGCCUCACUUGAAAAGUUGCUGAUCAAGUAGAGGCUCUCCAUGAUGCAUUCUGAGUUUGCCAGCUCCAAGUAUAUUAGUAGAGUUUUUUCCCCAACAAAUCAAGUCGUAGAACAUGAAUUGCCUUCCACAUCUACAAUUUGCAUGUGUGAUAGCAUAUGCUAUAUGCUAUGUCACCAUGGUUUAUUUUAAUUCUCAAGUUACAUGUAUGCCAUUCUUCGCAAACUAAAACUCUCUUUUGGCUUUUUGGCAUAUUUUUGUAUUUGUAUGCCACCAUAUUUAGUUAUGGUAGAUUAAGAAGCUGGGAUCUCCAAACAUCCAUCUAAUCUCAUGUAUCCUUCUCGAUUGAGCUGCAUACAGUAAUUUGGUAAACGACUCCUGUCAAUGCAGAAGGAGAUGAAAGUAAAGGAGCUGUUUAAAAGGAAGGGAGCAUGGAAGAAGAAAGCUUGGCCCUCGAGCAAGGAACAAGUGGAGUUGCUAUUCGCGCUAAUAGACAUCAAAGUCAUAUCAAGGGUUCUCAGGAUGGUGCAUCUCAGCAAGGAGCAGCUGUUAUGGUGCGAAGAAAAGAUGAGCAAGCUUGUUCUUUCAGACAAUAAAUUAUGCAGAGAUGUUUCUCCACUCCUCUUUCCAUGUUGACUGAUGAACACUUAGAUUUUCUUUUCUUCUCUGGAUCUCUGUUGAGAGUAUGAACUAUCGCUACCUGACCUUUACUAUGUACAGGUAGACGAUGUCUACUACUGAAGUAGCAUCUCUCUCAAUUGUCGAUAUUGUAUGAGAUGCUCAUUCCUCUGUACUUGCUUACCAAGUUUAAGAGAUUGUAGGUACCACAUGCUAUUCUAAGUGGUUGAUUGGCAGCUCAAAUCUAGUUCAAAUGUUUUGAUA